UCUCCGAUACCAUGGCCGCCUCCGUUGAUCCUUUGGUCGUCGGCCGCGUGAUCGGCGAUGUGGUCGACAUGUUUGUCCCGACUGUGAACAUGUCUGUUUACUUUGGUUCAAAGCACGUCACCAAUGGCUGUGACAUCAAACCCUCCAUCGCCGUUAGCCCUCCGAAAGUGACCUUCUCCGGUCACCCCGGCGAGCUUUACACCCUGGUCAUGACUGAUCCCGAUGCUCCCAGUCCAAGUGAGCCUAGCAUGCGAGAAUGGGUUCAUUGGAUCAUGGCUGAUAUUCCUGGAGGAACAAAUCCUAUUAGAGGAAAAGAGAUACUGCCCUACGUCGGACCAAGGCCACCGGUGGGAAUUCACCGUUACAUUUUGGUGCUGUUUCAGCAGAAGGUGCCUAUGGGACUCGUGGAUCAACCCCCGACUCGAGCCCAUUUCAACACUCGCUAUUUCGCAGCGCAGCUUGACCUAGGCCUGCCCGUGUCCACCGUGUAUUUUAAUUCACAGAAGGAGCCGGCCAACCGGAGGCGUUGA
Rosa chinensis is the source of this 530-nucleotide messenger RNA. Its product is annotated as protein MOTHER of FT and TFL1. NCBI's taxonomy places the organism in Eukaryota, Viridiplantae, Streptophyta, Magnoliopsida, Rosales, Rosaceae. The coding region runs from base 12 to 530 and encodes 172 amino acids. The record is from RefSeq and is a predicted model, not a curated record. Gene Ontology annotation, biological process: response to abscisic acid; positive regulation of seed germination. The transcript is spliced from 4 exons.